UUUGUAUAAAUUAUUAGGUUGUUUCUUUGUUUUAGAUCCUCCUGAUCCAGUUAACACCUCAUCAAUAGUCAGUAUUGUUAAUUGCACUGGGGUAUAUUUAUACUGGACUCCACCUGUCACUCCAACUGGAUGUCAUAUUUUAAAUUAUACACUAAAGUGGGAUGACAUUGCUGUUGAGACUGAAGAACCAUUCCAUUACUGGCUCGCAGAUGAAUUACCUUCUAAUGAAACACUCACUGUUAGUAUUGAAGCAGUUAAUGUGAUUGGUCCUAGUGAAGUGACUUCUAUUAACAUUAGUAUUGCCGUAGAACCUGUUGUUAAUAUUGUCAACCACAGUGUAAUCAUAUUAUCUUCAGCAGCUCAACUAAUUGUAAAUGCUGAGUUGGAUUCUGAGUACUGCCCUUUCUCCUCUCCAAGUCUCCUUCAUAUUUGUACGACCUGUAAUGAUAGUACUAGCCCAUUCUGUUCAUACAUUAAUCUCACUAUAUACAAUGAUGUGAUGAUUACUAUUAGUACCUCACUUCCUCUUGAUCUCCGUCAAUGUGUAUCCACCCUUAUCUGGUCUAACGUUCACUUGUCAUUCAUCAGUUAUAUCAAUGAUACUUUCAGCACAUCUCCAGUUCACAGUGUAUUUAUUCCUGCUAGCAGUUCUACUGGUUAUUUUAGAGUCAAUUGUACUUUAUUGCCAGGUGGAAGUGGGUGCGUCAUUAAAGUUUUUAACUCAUCUGGUUUCUUCAUUUUUAUGGAAGUUUUAACUCUAAAUGACACUGUCACAGUUUCUGAUGAUGACUAUACAGUGGUUUCAAAGACCACAACUCAUCGAUUAACAGCUAAUGGAACAUAUAUUGUACAUGUAUACUCGCUUAAAGAUAGUGACAUUGUAGGUGGUGUAGUCAUUGCUAGUAGCAUCAUUGAAGUGAUACUGCCAUCACCCUCACCAUCACUUGUCAGUACAUCCUCACCAUCACAUACACUCCCACCCUCCCUCUCACCCUCACUCUUAUCAUCACCAUCACAAUCAGUUACAUCAUCUCCAUCACCAUCCUGUUUCACUGACUGUUCAGAUUCUAAUUCACUAGGUGCAAUCAUUGGUGGUGUUUUUGGUGGUAUUAUUGGUAUUAUUCUUAUUGUUUGUUUUAUUUUUUGUGUUGUUUGUUUGGCAAAGCAUUACAAUUGUCAGCGAUGUGGGCAAUAUGAAGUGGAACGAAGGCCACAAAAUGAUACCGAGACAUUGGAGCUGGAUACCAUUAAAAAUGGAACAUUUAAAAGAUCUCAACAUGAAUCAACUCGUGCUGCCGGUGAAGCUAAAUCCUCUGAAAGACCACUACUUAAUGGAAGUCAGAGUGCAACUGACACAGGUCCAGGAGAUGAUGUUAAAUCUCCAACUUCAGAUGUCAAUCCUACCAUUCUGGAAGAGCAAUAUCAAACAGAUGCACACCUUAGUGCAGGCACUGGUGAUUUACAAGCAUCAGCUCCUGUUAUGAAAGAAGUAACAACGAAAGCAUCAAGUGAUGAUGAUGACAAGAGAGAAUACACACUUGAUAAAAGAGAACAUGACCCUAGACCCCAAAUUACAGAAAGGAAAAUACAAGAAAGUCAAGCAGUUGAUCAUAAUAUUGAAGUUAAUCCAAUGUAAUGAUAUAUUUUGUUUGAACUCUUCACUUGUUUUUAUAAUUAUUUUUAAAGUAAACACAAACCUGCCCUUAGUA
Molecule: messenger RNA, 1709 nt
Organism: Amphimedon queenslandica
Lineage: Eukaryota; Metazoa; Porifera; Demospongiae; Haplosclerida; Niphatidae
Exons: 8
Coding region: 500-1636 (378 amino acids)
Source: RefSeq, a predicted model, not a curated record